This is a messenger RNA of Mobula hypostoma (lesser devil ray), 4200 nucleotides long. It is a transcript of the gene parp16, whose product is annotated as poly (ADP-ribose) polymerase family, member 16. The coding region runs from base 1 to 993 and encodes 330 amino acids. Gene Ontology annotation, molecular function: NAD+ poly-ADP-ribosyltransferase activity; protein serine/threonine kinase activator activity; kinase binding. Gene Ontology annotation, cellular component: nuclear envelope; endoplasmic reticulum tubular network; membrane. Gene Ontology annotation, biological process: endoplasmic reticulum unfolded protein response. The transcript has 6 exons. The record is from RefSeq and is a predicted model, not a curated record. Lineage: Eukaryota; Metazoa; Chordata; Chondrichthyes; Myliobatiformes; Myliobatidae.
AUGCAGGGUGAGGGCGGGCGGGCCUUGGGGGAGGCACUGGAGGGGAUUCUACGGAAGGAUCUGCGGGCCGCCGACCUCAAAUGUAGCCUCUUCAUGUCGGCACUGCAGAGCUACCGGCGGGACUCGGUGUUGCGGCCUUUCCCCGCCGCCUACUUCAGCGGCGAGAACAAGGACUUCGACGCCUUGCUUGCUGAUGCCCAGAGUCUGCCAAGUUUAAAACAGCUGUUAGAGUCUGGAACAAUCCCACAAAAGCAAACCUUGGAACUUCUGACCUGGUUCUGUUUGCCAAAAAACCUCACCAUCAAAAGUUUGGGAAAAGGAGGGUUUGAUGAAAUUCAGGAACUCGUUGGGUUCACAACGCCUUCUGCUGCUACCCCUGACUUCCUAUUUGAGAUAGUUUAUUGUGAUCAGAUGAAUGCCAAGUUUGACGAAACCAAAGGAAACAGAGAUCUCAUCUAUGCAUUUCAUGGGAGCCGGCUUGAGAAUUUUUAUUCUAUAAUCCACUGCGGUUUACAGUGCCAUCUAAAUAAGACUUCACUCUUUGGGGAAGGAACCUAUCUUACCAGUGACCUGAGUUUGGCUCUUCUGUACAGUCCCCAUGGUAAUGGUUGGGAUCAGAGCAUUCUUGGACCUGUACUUAGCUGUGUUGCAGUUUGUGAGAUUAUUGAUCAUCCAGAUGUUAAAUGUCCAGUUAAAGGAAAAGAUACUGGAGGCAUAGAUCGGCGAAGAGCAAGGGUGAAAAAUAGUGAAGGUGGGGAUGUCCCACAAAAGUACUUUGUGGUCACGAACAACCAGCUCCUAAGAGUUAAAUAUUUGCUCAUUUAUGCUGAGAAACUACAUCGAAGAAGGCCCACAAGACAGCCAUCCUGGAUCUCCCAGCAUAGUUUUUUAGUUAUCAUGAUGAUGUAUUUGUUACUCCUGAUAGUUAUUGGCAUCAGUAAUUCACCGACUUUCCAGUAUUACUGGAAUCGAUUUCUUGAAACAAAGCGAUGAGUUUGUUGCUGCAGUGUUUUUAGCUGGCCAAAAUGCACAAUUCUUACCUGAUGCCUUAGUUCCCACUAUUACAGAAAGGCACUUGUGGACCAAUAAACUUAAUUUAUAAAAGCUCCAGGCAGCCUACUGUGCCAGGAAUGCUUUACAGGUUUGGGGAAACCAAUAUCAUUCCGUUUCAGCUCUGUUAUGGUUCUAUUUAGUUCCGAAUAAGGUAGGUCUUUUCUAUUGCUAAAGAGUGAUGGAUGACUGUGCUGGAGAAUGGAACUAUUAUUGAUUCCAAUUUUGCAACAGGCAGCUGUCUUCAACCCUGUGCUCAGUAUGCUGCAGGUGUAGAAUCAUGUGCCUUUUGCAUUAGCCCCACCAACUGGCUCAUACUUAACCUGGAAGUAGAAUUUGUAAUUUAGUUUACGGACUGAUUUUUUUUUCCCCACUGCAUUGGAGGCAGCUGAAACCACUGCACUGUUUUAAAUUCUGAUCUUGACAGUCAUCAGAGAGGAAAAAUCAUUGUGUCCCUUGAAGUGAGACUCUAGAGGAACUCCAAUUGUUUUCUCUCUGUGAUAUAAAUUCUUUCCCUUGAUAGAUCUGAGUGUCAAGAAAUCAAUUUUAUGUGUUCUUUAUAACAUGGUCAAAUAUAUCAAAUAUUUGACAUCGAACCAGAUCAAUGUCCCCAUAACAAGCUCACAGUUCUUCUUGUAUUGCUUUCCAAAAGAUUUCAAAAAAUCCUAAGCAUUAGAAGUAUGUACAGUAAAUAAUUUUAUACCAUAUUAUUAUGCAUUUUCUAUCCAUGGUUGAGAACUUUGAUGUAAGCCAGCUGUAAACUGGAGUUUUCUUGCAUAAGCUGUUGCCUGCUUUAAGUGCAAGAAAGGGUUUAUUGUAUUUAAUAUGUAUUAACCUAAGGGUUCAAUGAAAUAGAGGUCAUCAUAUAGGCUAUAAAGUAAAUAUUCUUGUUUGGGAUAUUGAAGUGAUUUCAGUUAAACAAUAUUUGUAGUUUAAUGCCUUCUCUGUUAUGACCUAUUCCCGCAAUCCAUUUCUAUAUGAGAAAUAUUUAUAUAAUAUAUGGCACGCAUGUAUUCAGCUGAACAUUAGAAUUUGUUUUCUGAAGUUAUUUAUUCUUGGAAGUAGUCACAAGGGUAAAACAUAAUGUCAGAUUCUGAUCUAUUUUACCAUGCUAAUACAAGACAUCCAUUGAGUUACCUGGCAGAAUCAAUCCUUCUGUCACAAUGUCCCAAUAUUGCUGAAUCUAAUAAACCUAAGUACAUUUUAAAAGUAAAACCAGGUUAUGUUUUCAUUCAAUGCCCACUUAAGAGUAUUAAUCUGCUCGUCUUGUUCUAGUCCCAGUUCACCCUCUAUGCCUUAAUAUUUGGUGACCAAAUAGAUAUUUUUUGAGUGUAAUGUAAAGUCAAUGAUGCAACUUUGUGAGAUUACAUCUUGUGAUUGAGUUGCUUAGGGAAAAAUUGUUACUUUAAUUUUCUUUAAAGGUAAUGGGGGUGGGGGUCAGAUAAUUUUGGUUUUAAGGUCAAACAAGAGAAAAUCUACAGAUGCGGGAAAUCCAAGCAACACACACAAAAUGAAGGAUCUUGGCCUGAAACAUUGACUGUACUCUUUUCCAUAGAUGCUGCCCAGCCUGCUGAGUUCCUCUAGCAUUUUGUGUUUGGUUUUAAAAUGCUUGAUAGAAUUUCUGUUCAAAUUCUAAGUAUUCGAAACAAUUGUUCGUAUUUACAAAAUCAUAUCAAUUUUGCAUUGUAUUGUGAGUAGCAAUGGAAAGUACGCUCUUUUUACCUCUAAUAAUGAACAAAAACUCUUCUCCAGGUUAUUUUCACACAUCUUGUCAUGUUGGCGCAAUUGAAGUUUAGAACAGAAAAGUUGUGUGAAGUGGUGAGGAAGUGGAGAAAAUACAAACUCUCCCCAUGUCCUCAAGCCCUAUUUCACAAUAAGAUUAAUGCCAAGUUUGGUAUUUCUUUGGAUGCAACAGGAGGGGAAAGUGGUGUUCUGUCAACUACUUAAUUCCAAGUGCCUACUUAAAGCUUGCCAGAUGACCUGAGUUUUAUUUCCCAUGUUGGGAGAAUGGCACUUACUAUUUUCUUCUGUUCUCCCAAAUGUUUUCUAUUGGAAUUGGAUGGGGUAGAGCUCUUGGAUAAUUGUUCUUUUUGAUUAGAUGCUUGACCUCAUUGUUUAGGUGGGAAUGCAUCCCUAGAAAUGUUUCUGAUGAAUGUCUUCAAUUCCUUUGGAUUACAAUCAACAUCUUAAGGAACUGGAACUGGAUAGUCUUUUUUCUUGUAGGAAGUCUCUUAUGUCUUCCUUUUUCUUGUAUUCAUGUUUUAAAAAUACUAAAAUCUCUUUACAGUGGUGAGAUGGUAUGAAUAAAAAUGACCAAUAAAGUCAUCUGUUACUUGUUUUUUUAGCUUCCGCUUCCAUUUUUUUGGGCCAUAACAUAUAAUUAUCCAUAUAUAGUCAGUUACCUUUUCUUCAUAAAACUAGAUUUAGAAGCACUUCCUCCAUUUCUGGCUUCUUGCCAUGCAAAUGAACGUACAUGUUAACUAAAUUCAAAGGUUUGAAUGUGAAAAGUAGCAGUUGGUUGCCUUUGAUGAUAUGGCUGGAACGUGGAAACAAAGGGUCGACUCUAGGAAUGUAUUGUGAAGAACAGGAGCCUAACAAUGAUGAUUAUGAAGUUCAUUGUUCUGGUUUUGCAGAUUACUGUUCCAUGUACCUGAAUUUUACACUUAUUCUCAUGGCUUUCGUUUUUUUUUGUAUUCCCUUGGAUUAUCUUUGGCAAAGAGUCCUUCUGAUUGCUAUCAAUCAAAUAAAUUGAAAUAUUUUCUUUUGAAGUUGAGCAGAUGGAGUACCUUUAAUUGUACAUUUUAAUAUCUCUAAUGCAAUGUUCUGCCAUUAUUUGAACCUAUGAACUAAUGUCCAAUUCUCCCUUAGCCUCAAAGGGCUCACCAAAUUCCAUGAUUGAGUUCCAUAUGCAAAUGAUUAUGAUUAUUCUGCUGUAAGUAAUUAUUCUGAGAACCAACUUAUUAAUGAUGUAUAGUAAGUUGGAAGAGUAUCUUGUCUGGUUGCAUUCCUGUAAUAACUGAAGGAAUCUUCGCGUACUUGUGUUUAAUUUAGAACUUUCCGGUAUAUUAGUUUUACAAUAUAAUGCCUUUUCAUGGGAUGUUGGUGGAAUUAAUCAUUUAUUUUUCUUUUUGUAUUCUUUGUACAAUUUAU